AUGGGCAAGAAGAAUAAAUCUCGCUCAGAGAAGCCCAUUGAGCCUGAAAAGCUCGAUGGGUCCGCAGUGAAGUCCAGCGAUACAGCAAAUGACAGCAGCACUAUGAAACUUCCCUUUCUGGGUUCGAGUGCUCAUGUUGACCCAGCUUUGGCUUCGUUGUUUGAGAAGAGUGCCGGUCCAGUGAAAGCCCCAUCUUUCCCCAUCAGUGGAGCCACUGCCUCUACAAAAGGAACAAAGAAACAAAAGGAUCAGCAACAAGAUGUCAUUGAGGAGGCAAAUGCGGAGGAAGUUGACGACGCAGAGCAAAGGGACGAGUCCCCAGAUUCUGACGAAGUGAUGCAAGAUGCUUCUGAAGACAGUAGCCAAGACCCCAAUGAGGUCACGCCAACCUCUGAGGAGGAAAAUUCCGAAUUACGAAGCCGAAAACGAAAGCGGGGAGCUGAUAAUGACAAUCUGGAGGACUCUUAUAUGCGCCGGAUUGCCAAAGAGGAGGAGAAAGAAAGAGAAAAACGUCGAACAGAGAAAGCGAAACGGCAGAAAGUUGAGAAUCAGCAAGACGACGAUGAGCAGUCAACGAAUGAGUCUGAUGAAGACAAAUCCACGGACGAGGAUGAGGAGAUAACGACCAUACCGAUACAUGAGAGUCUAACUGGUGAGGCAGAAGACAAAGAGGUCGAAAAGUCCAACCGCACUGUAUUUCUCGGGAACGUGUCGACACAGGCCAUCAAGUCCAAAGCGGCAAAGAAAACCUUGAUGAGGCACCUCGGGUCCUUCCUUGCUACUCUUCCAGAGUCUACGGGUCCUCAUAGAGUCGAUUCGAUUCGGUUCCGCUCCACUGCGUUUGCGAGCGGUGGCCAUGUUCCUAAACGAGCAGCAUUUGCGCGUAAGGAAGUAAUGGAUGAAACCACACCGAGCACUAAUGCGUAUGCAGUCUACAGCACGGUGCAGGCGGCUCGCAAGGCCCCUGCUGCUUUGAACGGGACUGUUGUGUUAGACCGCCAUCUGCGCGUUGAUAGCGUUGCUCACCCCUCCGAAAUCAAUCACAAGCGGUGUAUUUUUGUCGGGAACCUCGAUUUUGUCGACAAGGAGACGGAUCGAGAUGACGAGCAGGCUGAAAAGAAGAAGAAAAAGAACAUCGGGGCUGCAGAUAUCGAAGAGGGUCUUUGGCGUACUUUUAAUGCCCACACAACUGAUUCCAAGAAAGAGAAUGGCUCGAGCAAAGGCAGCGUCGAGUUUGUCCGGGUCGUCCGUGACCGCACCACUCGCAUAGGCAAGGGCUUCGCCUACGUUCAGUUUUAUGAUCAGAACUGCGUUGAGGAAGCACUCUUGCUAGAUGGGAAGAAAUUCCCGCCUAUGCUCCCUCGAAAACUACGAAUUAUGCGGGCGAAGAAGGUCAAGAAGAGGCGUGAGGGCCCUGUAAGCGACGGAGCAGCUGGGGAAGCUCGCAAGACGCUACAGGGCCGUGCUACAAGGCUAUUCGGUAGGGCUGGCGCAGCGAAAUUGAAAAAUGGAGAAGGAACCGGUAAACCACUCAUCUUUGAAGGCCACCGGUCCUCAGAAGGCUCUGCGAUUAAAGUGAAAACCAAGAGUCGUGGUUUGAAGGGAAAGCCGAAAAAUAGGAGCAGCAGAAGGGCAGCGGCGUACAGGGCUUCCAGGGGUAAAACGGCCAAGGCGGGGAAAUAA
Molecule: messenger RNA, 1683 nt
Organism: Monascus purpureus
Lineage: Eukaryota; Fungi; Ascomycota; Eurotiomycetes; Eurotiales; Aspergillaceae
Source: the annotation of a GenBank genome assembly